Molecule: messenger RNA, 864 nt
Organism: Monoraphidium neglectum
Lineage: Eukaryota; Viridiplantae; Chlorophyta; Chlorophyceae; Sphaeropleales; Selenastraceae
Exons: 5
Coding region: 1-864 (287 amino acids)
Source: RefSeq, a predicted model, not a curated record
AUGAGAGCUCAGAACUAUCCCUUCGUUGCCACGCCCUCACAAAACAAUCAACGCCCUGCAGAGCUGCCCCUCACAGCCGGCGCGCGUGUGGGUCUCGACGCAAGCAGGUUUUUGCACGUCGCCCGGUACACCAACGCCGCCGGCAAGAACAAGACCCUGAAUAUUCCUGCCACCCUGCGGUCGGCAGACGACACGCAGCGCGGCGCGGUCUCUGGCAAGAUCCUGAUUGUCUUCCCCAAGGGCACCAACUGCUCUUUCAGCAACAGCGCGCUCGAUAAGAAGGACCCCGGCUACUCAGCCCUGAAGACUGCCGUCGCGGGGAUCACUGUGGUCGGCAUCCCCACCAGCGGCAGCACCCGUGGCUUUGGCGUGUCGAUCGCCGCCUUCUCGGGCAGCGUCGCCGCCCCCAAGCCCGCCAACGUCACCGCCGCCUUCAGCGUCGGCCAGGCUGUCCUUGAUGUGGCCGCUUCAAACAUCAGGCUCGCGCCGGGUGGCUCCAGGGCUUUCAGGCCCAGGUACAAAUUCGCCUCUGGCUCUGUGGACUUCAACCCUUGCAGGUGGAACAGGCUUGUGGCUGGCCAGGACUUGUCAGGCACUUUCGGGAUCCCUGUGACCACCCUUGCCGCCCUGCCGGCGAUUCGCUCGGUGUCGCCCUGCAACCUGGCCCUGAAAAAUAUCAACAACGUCCCCACCUUCACGCUGCUGUGCCAGAAGUGGAGGAUCCAGGCAAGUGGGGCCAGUGUCUGGCUCGCGAAUUACGUCGGCACGGACCUGACGGCCGGGAUCGCCUUCAGUCAGUCUCCUGACAGGACGGCCAUCUCAAUCAAGGGCUCCAUCCCCCUGACUUCUGCCAAGAAGUUCUGA